AUGGCCGGAAAAUCCCCAGAAAAAAGGCCCAAAGGCGGCACCCACCGAGGCCACCACCGCCGCGAAAGCUACGCCCGCCCCGAUCCCAUCGACGUCCUCGACAACACCCCCUUCGGCGGCGCCUACCACCACACAGGCCCCUACGAGGCCACCCUCGCCGCCAACAAUAUGAACAAGAAGUACUCCCCCGUCGCCGCCGUGCACGAGUCCAACAUGGCCGCCCUCAGGGCCACCCCGCGCGAGUACGUCCAGGACUCGCUUACGAAGCACGUACCGCUCCAGGGAACGGCUACUAUCCCUCCCGGCGAGCCCGACUUUAAUGGAGAUAUCAUGGACUAUGAGGAUGGGGCGGAUUUGAUGAGAGAGCCUGACGCUGGUGGCGGUCCUUAUAGGAGAUGGGAAGGCCUCUCUUAUCGCCCCGAAGACCUCAAAGGCAAAGGCGAACCCUCCUACACUUACGAAGAGUCCGAGAAAGCCCGCAACCGCCUCCGCAAAUCCUCCCUAGGCUCCUCCCCAGCCGGUUCCUCCUAUGAGAUGCAGCCCCAACGUCCCGCGCGCUACUCCGAUUCCCCUUCCAAACGCCUCUCCAAGACACCUUCGGUGCAGGAGAGGAAGCGGAGUGUCAGUGACGUGGCCAAAAGCUCUUCCGCCGUGCAGGAGGGGGAAGUGUCGAGUUACGCUGGCUUGAGGAGACGGUGGGGGAGCCUGAGGAAGAAGAGUGGUGGGUAG
Molecule: messenger RNA, 729 nt
Organism: Scedosporium apiospermum
Lineage: Eukaryota; Fungi; Ascomycota; Sordariomycetes; Microascales; Microascaceae
Exons: 2
Coding region: 1-729 (242 amino acids)
Cellular component (GO): cytoplasm
Source: RefSeq, a predicted model, not a curated record